Paramecium octaurelia is the source of this 1029-nucleotide messenger RNA. Lineage: Eukaryota; Ciliophora; Oligohymenophorea; Peniculida; Parameciidae. The record is from the annotation of a GenBank genome assembly.
AUGUAAUAAAUAGUAGAUAUAAAAGAAAUACAAAAAUCUCCACCUGAUUAAUUUUCAUUCUUACUCAGGAUCGGAAAUAAAUGUGAAUCUACUUCCCUUACAAAUGUUUUUACUGGCGAUCCAGCAAUACCUGUUAUUGGCAAAUAUUCCAGAAAUCAAUAUCAUUUUUUGACUGUCGAUGUGUUGAUUUAAAUGGAUUUGAAUCUAAAUGAAGGCACCUACUAUAGCAAAGGAUGUAAAGUAAAUUUGCCUGCCAAUGUGCUUAAGAUUUUGCAUGACAUCCCUGAAUAAAUAAUUCAUAACAAGCCGCCUCCAAAAGAAAACAACAAGAAGGGAGGCAAAAAGUAAAAUAAAAAAUAAGGUAAGUAAAAACAACAGUAAGAAUAAUAAAUGCAGUAAAUUGAGGUUGAGCCUUAAUUGGAGUAGUAAAAUUAAAAUGAAAAUGAACAUGAAGAAGAUUUUAAGAUCAUGCAAUUUCAUCCAUUGCAGUUUCAUUAAUCUCCUAAUAUCAAAUUCAGUUGGAUUAUAAGUUCACUCUCCAAUAAGAAAAUACUUGAACCAAUGAAGUAGGAACCCUGUUUAAGUUAUGUUAAUCAUAAUUGGGUUUUUGAAGUGAUUAAUUUUGAACACACCAAGAAACUAAUUCAACAUCUACCUAUUUGUGUUGUAGACCCUAAAGGAGUUUUUGAGUAUUCAGAUCCUUACAAAGGAUUGAGUUUCACAGGUUUGAGAUCAGAAUACAUGUCUGUGCAUUUGGGACCACAAGGAUCUCUUUGUUUUUCACCGAACAAUAUGAAAAUGAUGGUGGAUAUGAAGAGACCUUUGAUUUCAUUUUGGACUGUGAUUUUAUAAGAGGAUGGAAUACAUUAAGUGAAUUUGCAUUGGGUGAUCUUACAUGAAUUAUUUUCAGAGAUGUCUCAUGUGAUAGCCAAAGAAAAUCAGACAAUUCAAUAAUUAUUAAUAAAUUAUGGAGAAUUUAAUGCUGAAUAUAAAGCAGAAUGUGAACAAAUAAACAAAGUUUUUGGUUGA